UAGCGGUAACUUGCAUGACAGCUACACUUUUGACAGAUGUCAAAGACCAAAACUGUCAACACGAUUUUCCUUUCUUUCCGGUGACUGCUCCAUAGAAGACGCUAAAGAUGUUUAUGCCAAAGGCUCAUCGUGUCGCUAUAUACGAAUACCUCUUCAAAGAGGGUGUUAUCGUAGCCAAAAAGGAUACACAUGCUCCCAAGCAUCCUGAGCUCGAGAACAUCCCAAAUUUGCAUGUCAUCAAAACAUUGCAGUCUCUACACUCUCGUGGCUUGGUCAAGGAACAAUUUGCUUGGAGACAUUACUACUGGUACUUGACCAACGAGGGUAUUGAAUUCUUGCGCAGUUAUUUGCAUUUGCCCCCAGAAAUUGUUCCUGCCACUCUCAAACGUCCCACCAGACCCGAAACUGUGCGUCCCCGCCCAGCUGCUGCUGGUCAACGUACCACUGAUUCUAGCAAAACUGGUGAGGAUCGCUCUGCUUACAGACGUGCUCCCGGUGGUGCUGACAAGAAGGGCGAUGUUGGCCCUGGCGCUGGUGAUGUUGAAUUCCGUGGAGGUUUCGGUCGUGGUCGCCCCCAAUAAAUGUUAGUGGACACCGGUUGGUGAUUGUGCGUAUAUCACCUUAUCAACCUAAUUAGAUGUAAAUCUUUUUAAUUGCAUAAAAAGAGGUUUUCUAUUUUAAAUGAUAACAAGAAAAAUAUAAAAAGAGAAAAAAACACUAAAAAAAGCUGGCCAUUCGUUUUGUGAUUUAAUUGAAGAACAAGAAGUGCAAGAUAGUGUUUGUUAGAUUUCACCAUAAUUAAAACUAUGAAUGUGUUGUUGGAACUCCCACAAGUUUUGUUUACUUUUGGGAAAUGUAAACAAAUUAAAAAUAUGAUAACGUG
This is a messenger RNA of Stomoxys calcitrans (stable fly), 883 nucleotides long. RefSeq names its product small ribosomal subunit protein eS10B (gene RpS10b). Gene Ontology annotation, molecular function: RNA binding; structural constituent of ribosome. The coding region runs from base 108 to 581 and encodes 157 amino acids. The transcript has 2 exons. NCBI's taxonomy places the organism in Eukaryota, Metazoa, Arthropoda, Insecta, Diptera, Muscidae. The record is from RefSeq and is a predicted model, not a curated record. Gene Ontology annotation, cellular component: cytosolic small ribosomal subunit.